Messenger RNA from Symsagittifera roscoffensis, 1616 nucleotides. RefSeq lists its product as uncharacterized. The transcript is spliced from 5 exons. Lineage: Eukaryota; Metazoa; Xenacoelomorpha; Acoela; Convolutidae. The coding region runs from base 827 to 1537 and encodes 236 amino acids. The record is from RefSeq and is a predicted model, not a curated record.
AGGAAGAUUUAUACUUCAUUUGGGAAAUAUUACGAUUUAUUCGUAUUUUUGGUUGUUUUCCUACGUCAAACAAAUAAACAGAAAAAAGAGCAGUGUUGCUGCAGAAAUGUACUUUGCUGCUUUAGGGCCAGGUCGUUAAUUCUCAUUUCUCUUUUUUUUACCAGAGAGCAAAGAAGCAGUUCAUAUUUUUCAGUUUGGACUCCUUUUGAACUUAUUUUGCAAUCUUUUACCUGUGCCAGUUUGCCAAGCUUGCUUCACACGAAUAUAAACAGCUCAAGGCAAAAAGGAAAACAAGAUAGGCUUCUACUAAGUUUUCAUAAUUACCCUAAUUUCCACCGCCCUUUGGUUUUUUUACAACUUUUGAGACGGCGUUAUUUGAGAGGAUCGUUUGAUUGAUUUAGAAAAUUUGGUCCAAUAAAUUAGGCAUUAAAGUUACUCUUCCUGACAUAACACUCAUCCAUUUCAAAUUUUCUAACCAAAAGUCUUUUCGGUUUCUUAUAAUUAUAAUUACGUUCUUGCCGAAAAUAUUAUCUCCCGGGUCUCCUUUUGACGUUUAAAUGCUGAUUUGGAAAGUUUAUAACUUGAGUUAUAACCCAUAACCUGGGGCGUUUUUAUCUUAAUGACAUACUUCAAUCUUCAAUCACUCGCAUUUUUUUCCUUUAUCUGUGUAGCUUAUUAAUAUUCAGCUCCGGCUCCAUCCGAAGUCUCCCCAAUUUUAUUAUCUUUUGGUGUUUAUUUGAUUAUAUUUUAUCCACUGGUGUUAAACCAGUUAAAAAUUAUUCGACGUUUAUUAUCUUCUUUCUGAAACAGAACUGCUUAGAGGUCAAUGACUAUUAAGACUUGUUUUGGAUGGGUUGCUGUUGGAUUGACUAUUCUCGGAAUAUCAGGGAUUUUCCUGUCUGGAAUUGUGGGUCUUGUCUGGGGGCCACUCUGUCUUCUGGGAGACAAUGACCUUCAAAAACAAAUGAACUGCAGUCAAAUAGUUAGAAGCAAACCAAUAUCUAUGGCCUUGAUAGUGUGUGGUUUCAUGGUUCUCUCGCUGACCAUAGCCAUAGUGACCAUAGAAGUCAGAACCCAAGUUGCAGAGCGACUCAAUGGCAAUGAUCCGCUCACUCUCAAUAAUCCUGAUAAUUUCCACUACAAGUACAGCAUCAGCUAUGCAGAUAUCCAAGAUAACGACCAAGGACUAACCCUAAAAAUUGGACCGAACCCAAACUACAUAGGAAAUGAAACAAAAAAAAUCACUUCACAAUUCAAUGACACGAGAAGUGGAAAAAACAUGUAUCGCAAAAUAUCAACUGUUUCAUUCGAUUUGCCAAAUGAAAACAACACACCGGAAACACUAUUAAGUGUUCAGGUUGAUAAAAAAGAAGCAAAACCGCAGAUCAAUUUUGUUCAAUCCGAGGUUCAAAGUUUUCCGAGUGAACAAAAUUUGCAGAAAAAGCAGUUUGAAAAGCUGAGAAUGAGCCAAACAGAUGAAAGUGCAAACUCAACACCUUGCUCCGCUAAUUUCAAAUUUGCAGAUGACAUAGGCUAAAAAACGCUUUGUUAGUCAAAAAUUAUUAAACUACUCACUUGAAAAAACGGCAUUAUUUUGUUAUAAAUUGUUUGUUGUG